Molecule: messenger RNA, 2353 nt
Organism: Corylus avellana
Lineage: Eukaryota; Viridiplantae; Streptophyta; Magnoliopsida; Fagales; Betulaceae
Product: pentatricopeptide repeat-containing protein At4g21065
Biological process (GO): RNA modification
Molecular function (GO): RNA binding; zinc ion binding; protein binding
Source: RefSeq, a predicted model, not a curated record
CUGACGGUCUAAAAAUCUAUUUCAACAGCCCUUACGCCGGUGGUGCUAUCUUUUUAUUUGUUUUACAUGACCCCUAUCUCCGGUCCGGCCAUUCAAAAUCUGCAUCAACGUUUGCAUAUGAAUUUAGAUGUUCUAUGAUUUGACUCUUGGUUGGAUAGUAGGUGGCUUGUGAUAUUCUGCUGAAUUUGAAUUCAUUGCAGGAAUUUAUCGCAUGGCGUUGGUGUAGGCUAUAAAGCAGUGAUGUGUUUCUAUAUUGUGAAACAAUUGCAAAUGUUUUGGAUGCAUACAUGAAAUUUAGAGGCUGUUUUUUUCAAUUCAAAAAACUGUUAAUUUAGCAAAUAGAAAUGCUUUGCUCUCCAUCCUCAGGGCUCCACCUUCUUCCUCACCAUAGAAACGCUCACUCACCCACUUCACAAAACCCUACACCUGACCUUCUCUACAACUUCAACACCCCAUUUGAGCUCAAACAAGUCCAUGCCCACCUCAUCAAAACCAACACUCCCCUUUCCAUUCUCCCUCUCUCUCGGGCCGCCUUUGUUUGCGCUCUCACACCUAGUUUCGCUUACGCCCAACGAAUCCUUGAGCGCGAGGAAAAGCCUGAGAUUGUUUUCUGGAAUUCGUGCUUGAGAACCUUUGCAGAAGGCGAUUCUCCUAUUGAUGCAAUCUUGCUUUUCUAUAAAUUGCGCCAGUUCGAUGUUUUUCCUGAUAAUUUCACUUGUUCUUUUGUUCUCAAGGCAUGCACGAAUUUAUUGGAUAUUUUGAAUGGUAGAAUUGUUCAUGGUUAUGUGGAGAAACUUGGGUUGCAGUCGAAUUUGUUUUUGCAAAACAUGAUUGUUCAUUUGUAUGCUUUGUGCGGAGCGAUAGGGGAUGCUCGGCUGUUGUUUGAGAAAAUGUCGCAGCGAGAUGUAGUGACGUGGAAUAUAAUGAUAAGCCAAUUGGUGAAGAGGGGAGAUAUUGAGGGGGCUUAUGAUUUGUUUUCACGGAUGCCCGAUAGAAGUGUGAGGUCAUGGACAUCAAUGAUUGCAGGCUACGUCCAAUGUGGGAAGCCUAAGGAGGCUAUUCAUUUAUUUAUGAGGAUGGAAGAGGCAGGUAUGAGGCCGAAUGAGUUGACAGUGGUGGCUGUUCUUGCAGCUUGUGCUGAUUUGGGUGCCUUGGAUUUGGGAAGGAGGGUUCAUGAGUACUCAAACCAAAGUGGGUUUAGGAGAAAUGUUCAUAUUUCUAAUACUUUGAUUGAUAUGUAUCUCAAAUGUGGAUGCUUGGCAGAUGCUCGUAGAGCUUUUGGGGAAAUGGAAGAACGAACUAUUGUGUCGUGGUCAGCCAUGAUUGCUGGGCUUGCAAUGCAUGGGCAAGCUGAGGAAGCUUUGAGACUCUUCUCUGAGAUGAUUCAGAUAGGGGUGAAGCCAAAUGAUGUAACCUUCAUUGGACUAUUGCAUGCUUGUAGCCACAUCGGAAUGAUAGACAAGGGACGUGAAUUUUUUGGGAGCAUGACUAGAGAUUUUGGGAUAAUUCCCAGAAUCGAGCAUUACGGUUGUAUGGUUGAUCUAUUCAGUCGCGCAGGCCUUCUUCAAGAAGCCUACGAGUUUAUUAUGAACAUGCCUAUCAAACCCAAUGGGGUUGUGUGGGGAGCUUUGCUUGGUGGAUGCAGAGUUUACAAAAACAUUGCGCUGGCUGAGGAAGCAAUCCGACACCUUUCUGAACUGGAUCCGCUUAAUGAUGGAUACUACGUGGUGUUGUCAAACAUUUAUGCAGAAGCAGAACGGUGGGAAGACACUGCAAAAGUGAGAAAGUUUAUGAAAGAUCACGGGGUGAAGAAAACACCCGGGUGGAGUUCAAUCAUGGUAGACGGAGUGCUGCAUGAGUUUGCUGCCGGCGACGAGUCCCAUCCUCAAGCUGAGGAGAUAUUCCAGAUGUGGGGAAAACUACUUCAAAAAAUAAAGCUAAGAGGAUACGUGCCAAAGACUUCAGUUGUACUACUGGACAUAGAAGAGAAUGAGAAGGAGAAAUUUCUGUUUCGCCAUAGUGAGAAAUUGGCACUGGCUUUCGGGUUGAUGAAAACACCGUCCAGAAGGCCAAUUAGGAUUAUGAAGAAUCUUCGUGUUUGUGAAGACUGCCAUGCUGCUUUCAAACUCAUCUCAGAGAUAGUUGAUCGAGAGAUAGUUGUGAGAGACAGGAAUCGGUUCCAUUGUUUCAAAGAUGGUUCUUGUACUUGCAGGGAUUAUUGGUAGGGAGUGGCUGAGGCUCCUCAUGGUGAACAUUAUUAUUAUUAUUAUUUUUUGAUAAGUCCUCAUGGUGAACAUUAUAUUUGCUAUUUUGUAUCGUUUCUAAAUGAGUUGCAUCUUAUAUCAAAGAAUUA